Molecule: messenger RNA, 1246 nt
Organism: Cryptococcus amylolentus CBS 6039
Lineage: Eukaryota; Fungi; Basidiomycota; Tremellomycetes; Tremellales; Cryptococcaceae
Exons: 7
Coding region: 79-999 (306 amino acids)
Biological process (GO): mitochondrial citrate transmembrane transport; alpha-ketoglutarate transport
Cellular component (GO): mitochondrion
Molecular function (GO): tricarboxylate secondary active transmembrane transporter activity
Source: RefSeq, a predicted model, not a curated record
CGCCCCAUUCGCAUCUCAUUCCUCAUUCACAUCUCUCCCUUCCUUCUCUCCUCUCUAUACCCAUAUACCCAUCCCACAAUGGCCCCUAUGGAGAAAGGCUUCAGCUGGUCCAACAUUGCUGUCGGUGCCACCAUGAACUUGUUCGAGGUCACUUCGCUCGGCCAGCCUUUGGAGGUCCUCAAGACCCAGAUGGCUGCUAACCGAAAGCAGACCAUGGCCGAGGCCUUCAAGACUGUCUACAGCCGUGGAGGUUGGACUGGUUUCUACCAGGGCUUGAUUCCAUGGGCCUGGAUCGAAGCUUCCACCAAGGGCGCCGUCCUUAUCUUUACCAGCGCCGAGAUUGAAAAAUACUCGACCAAGGCCUUUGGCCUCAACCCUGCGGCUGCCGGUAUGCUGGGUGGUGUCGGAGGUGGUAUCGCUCAGGCUUAUGCCACCAUGGGCUUCUGUACAUGUAUGAAGACUGUCGAGAUCACCCGACACAAGCAAGCCUCCGCCGGUGCCCCCGUCGAAUCCACCUUCAAAGUCUUCCUCGACAUUUACAAGCGAGAAGGUCUCGCGGGUAUCAACAAGGGUGUCAACGCUGUUGCUGUGAGGCAGGCUACCAACUGGGGAUCCAGAUUUGGUUUCGCGAGGCUGGCCGAGGAUGGGUUGAGAAAGGUGCGGGGUAUCAAGGAUGGCGAAAAGCUUGGUGCGAUGGACAAGAUUGUGGCGAGUACGCUUGGUGGUGCUUUGGCAACUUGGAACCAGCCUAUUGAGGUUGUCCGAGUCGAGAUGCAAUCCGCCAUCAAGUCUCAAGAUCCUUCCCGCCCGGCCAAAAAGACUGUCCUCAACACCUUGUCGUACAUCUACAAGACCAACGGUAUUACCGGUCUUUACCGUGGUGUCGCUCCUCGAAUUGGUCUCGGUGCUUGGCAGACUAUCUGCAUGGUCAGCUUUGCCGACUAUGUAAAGGCUUUCAUCAACCCCGCCGCCGCCACCCCUGCCUCCCCUGCCAAAUAAGCGACGAUAAACCCCUUCCCUUGACCGCACACCGUAUACCCCCCUGCCUGUACAAGAUUUAUGACCCCUUUCUCCCGAGGGAACAAAAGUACCAGAUGAGUAUAGGAAGAAGCAAGUAGUUAUCGUCACGAAAAGUUGUCUAUCAAAGCGACGAAUUGGAGAGUUUCCUUUCAAUAGAUGGAGAGGAGUUUUUAGACGUUUUCUCAUUUUGGGUAAAACAUGCCUAGAUGCAUUGUUAGAUAUGGAC